AUGGUGGGCAUGGAUGAAGGAAUCUAUGUGGAAAGGCUGUUAUCAGAUGAGCGUAGCCGUCCAAAAAGUGAAAAAACCUCAACUUCAGGCUCUGCAACUUGUCACCAAGCAGCGUUUGGAUUGACAAAGACACAAAAAUGCAAUUCUGGACAUCCAAACAAACCCUGUCUUGUUCUAAUCCAUGGCUUCGGUGGGAACUCCAAAUGGCAAAUCUUUUUCCAAGUUAGAGACUUGUCGAGAAGCUUCCAUUUGUACAUACCCGACCUGUUGUUCUUUGGAGAAUCUCACACCAACAAAACUGACAUGUCGGAUCUGUUCCAAGCGAUUUGUGUAGGUGGAAUGAAUGAAAAGACUGGGUGUGGAGAGUAUAGCGUAGUGGGGAUCAGCUAUGGAGGGUACGUGGCAUAUCGGAGUGUGAUUUAUGAGGAAGUGAUGAAGGUGGUGAUUGUGAGCUGUGGAAUAUGUAGUAAUGAUGAUCAAAAGGUGGAGCAGCUUAAGAACAUAGGAAGGGAUGCAGUGGAUCUUCUUGUACCAGAAACACCACCAGAUUUGAAGAUUCUGAUGAAGUUGUCUAUAUACAAGUAUGAUCCAAGUUGGUUGCCAGAUUGCUUGGUCAAACAGUUCAUAAGAGUAUCAUUUCUGUAUUCUAUUCCAACUCUCCAUUGGUUUAGAAGACCUUCUGACUCCAAACAUAACUCCAUCGUUCCAUCUAGCAAUGGUGGAAUUCUCGAAAAAGAUAAAAAGGGAGGAGAUCCAAAUCUACCCAUUCUAACUCAAGAAAGUGUUAUAAUUUGGGGUGAGAAAGAUAGAGUAUUCCCUGUCUACUUGGCUCAUCAAUUGCAGAGGCAUUUGGGGCACAAAUCAAAGCUGCAUAUUUUAAAGGACACUGGACAUGCUGUCAACAUUGAUUCACCUCAAUUCAUGAAUGCAUUUAUACUCUCUUUUCAUUCCUAAUCUUAACUUAUUCUUAAAAUGGUGCUUCUUUUAUUAGCUUUUUCUUUAAAUGAUCUCAAAGUAAACAAAAUCAAAUUAUACAACUCUCAGAGACUGUUCUCUCUGCAAACAAUCUAAAAAUAUCCCCAACUUGGAUGCUACAUGCUACAAGAUUAAAGGCUGUUUCAAAUAACUUCUCACUUAAAAAAGAAAAAGAAAAAAAAAAAAAAAAAAAAAAACCCUUUUUUUCUUUACUUAACCACAGUUCUCUAAUCAUUUUCUAUAAUGGUUGUGUUUCUUUUGAUAGAUUUAUUGCUGAGAAAUUUAUGAAUACAAAUUUCUCAAUGGUAUGAAAGUGGAUAAUUUGGGUUCUCAUUUCUAGAAAUAUAUUCAAACAAGUUGCCAAUGGGAGGAUAUUUCAAGUGGCUAUGAUAUUUGGGAAAAUUUCAACUAGGUUGUACUGUUGAGAAAAAAUCAAUUUAUAUACUGCUAAACUAGGAAAGUUGUAUCACUAAAAUCUCAAAUUAAUAAGUAUCAAGUGUUAAACUUUCAUCCGUGACUCAAUUUGGACCAACUUUUAGGACUUUAUCUUAAAGUCAUUAGUACAUGAUACGUGUAUAAAACUUCUUCAAAGUUCAAACAAAAGAUUAAAUAUAAUAUUAGAGAGAAACGUUGUGAAUUUUAUUAGUAUGAGUAGUUCAUCUUCAUGCCUUCCUCUACUUCUUUAUUCUUAUUCAAUCAAAAUUAUGUGAUUGACUACAACAUAUUUCUCAAGUUGAUGUUAUUAUUAGUUUGAGAUUGAUAUAACUACAACAUUUGGAGGUAUAAACUGAUUUUUUUUAAAAUAUAUUAAACUUUCUAGUGUUGGGACUUCAAAAAAAAAAAAAAAAACUUUAUAGAAAGAAAAAUUGAGGCCACUUAUAUACCAAAAAUAUUUCUCAAUUUCCAAGUGAUAUGGAGUAUGAUAGGAUCCCAAUCAAUAUGUUAUGGGAAGCAAAUGUGUUUGGGGGUAGAAAGUAAGCAUAGAGUGAAGAUUCAUAUUGGAAAAGAAGCAAACUCCAUCUGAUUUGCAAAAAGUAAAGAAAGAGACAACUUCUAAAACAAGCAAACUUUAAUCUCUUUAUGAAGCCAAACCAAACCCCACUUGAGCAAAAAAAAGAAAAAGGGUGUGACUGAGUCAGUUCUGAAAGCAUCUCAGGGGUAGGGGUUGAGCCUUAGACUGCAGAAGAAAAUGGAGUCCAAAAGGAUGUAUGAGAGAGUGACUGAUAUGGAAAGAGGUGUGACCAAAGCAAAACUGUAAAUGAGGAAAUUUUGGGGGUUAAUGAGUGGAAAGUUGAGUUGUUUGGGAACCACAAUAAAAGACACAAAGGACAACAAAAACAAGAGUGAGAAACAAGGGCAUUUAGUGAGAGAAAAGAAGGGCAUGUGUAUUAGGGCAGACUCUUCAGAUGGUAUGAACAGUUUUUGGCACCUUAACAAUGCACUUCCCUGACAAAAAA
Benincasa hispida (wax gourd) is the source of this 2432-nucleotide messenger RNA. Lineage: Eukaryota; Viridiplantae; Streptophyta; Magnoliopsida; Cucurbitales; Cucurbitaceae. The record is from RefSeq and is a predicted model, not a curated record.